AAUGAGGACUAUCAUCUUACGGAAGAUGAGAAUGAGGUGCGAGCUGAAAGGAAGAAAGCCAAAGAUGUGGAGUAUGAAGCUCACAUGAAGAAUGGCACGUGGGAACUAACUCCAUUACCGAAGGGAGAACGAUGCAUCUCAAGUGGUUGGGUAGAAUCCGACAAACGAGAUAAAGACGGAGUUAUCGUAAGGAGAAAGGCAAGAUUCAUUGCAAAGGGCUACAGUCAAGAGUAUGGAUAUGAUUAUCUCCAUACUUAUGCACCGGUUGCAUCGAUAACGACGAUUCGUUUGAUAUUGGCAUUAGCAUGCAUAUUGGACCUUGAGCUGGACAACAUGGAUGUUGAAACAGCUUACCUUCAAUCAGACCUUGAGGAAAAGGUAUAUGUUAAACAGCCAAUUGGAUAUGAGCAACAUGGACCGGAUGGAGAGGAGCU
Messenger RNA from Nannochloropsis gaditana CCMP526, 434 nucleotides. RefSeq lists its product as uncharacterized. The transcript has a single exon. The record is from RefSeq and is a predicted model, not a curated record. The annotation marks the transcript as partial.